Pyrus x bretschneideri (Chinese white pear) is the source of this 3437-nucleotide messenger RNA. Its product is annotated as 5'-3' exoribonuclease 4. Lineage: Eukaryota; Viridiplantae; Streptophyta; Magnoliopsida; Rosales; Rosaceae. The transcript is spliced from 22 exons. The record is from RefSeq and is a predicted model, not a curated record. Gene Ontology annotation, molecular function: 5'-3' RNA exonuclease activity; zinc ion binding; RNA binding. Gene Ontology annotation, biological process: nuclear-transcribed mRNA catabolic process. Gene Ontology annotation, cellular component: nucleus. Bases 81 to 3011 code for a protein of 976 amino acids.
ACGCAGAUCUCCAAAAGCUUCAAACUCCAAAGCACCUUUUUUUUUCUCUCUCCGGCUCCGACAAAAACGACACCGUAUUCAUGGGCGUCCCUGCGUUUUACCGCUGGCUAGCGGAUCGGUACCCGCAGUCCAUCGCCGACGUCGUGGAGGAGCAUCCUAGAGAGGACUUAAAUGGCAUCCCAUUGCCAGUCGACGUCUCCAGACCAAAUCCUAACGGAUAUGAGUUCGACAACUUGUACCUUGACAUGAACAACAUUAUACAUCCAUGCUUUCAUCCGGACGGCAAGCCUCCCCCCUCAACCUAUAAUGAUGUAUUCAAAUCAGUAUUUGAUUACAUUGAUCAUCUGUUCACAUUGGUUCGACCAAGAAAGCUUCUUUUUUUGGCAAUUGAUGGGGUUGCUCCAAGAGCUAAAAUGAAUCAGCAACGUUCUCGACGUUUCCGAGCUGCAAAAGAUGCGGCUGAAGCGGAAGCUGAAGAGGAAAGACUGAAGAAAGAAUUUGAGAUGGAGGGGGCAUAUUUGGUUCCUAAAGAGAAACCUGAAACUUCAGACUCAAAUGUUAUAACCCCUGGCACUCAAUUUAUGGCAGUGCUCUCGGUGGCACUUCAAUAUUACAUACAAAGCAGGUUGAACCACAACCCUGGUUGGCAGUCUACGAAGGUUAUGCUUUCUGAUUCGAAUGUUCCUGGCGAGGGAGAGCACAAAAUAAUGUCAUACAUCCGACUGCAACGCAACCUCCCUGGUUUUGAUCCUAACACUCGGCAUUGUCUUUAUGGUUUGGAUGCAGAUCUGAUUAUGCUGGCUUUAGCUACACAUGAGGUUCACUUCUCAAUAUUAAGAGAGGUGAUUACUUUUCCAGGCCAACAAGAAAAAUGUUUUCUUUGUGGACAAGUUGGUCAUCUGGCAGCUGAGUGUCGUGGUGUACCUGAUGAUAAUGGAAAUGUGGUUGAUAAAACACCAAUUCACCAGAAAAAAUAUCAGUUCCUCAAUGUGUGGGUAUUGCGUGAAUAUUUGCAAUAUGAGCUGGAUAUUCCCAACCCUCCUUUUCCACUCAAUUUUGAAAGGAUGGUGGAUGAUUUUGUUUUUAUGUGUUUUUUUGUUGGCAAUGACUUUCUUCCACAUAUGCCAACAUUGGAGAUCAGAGAGGGUGCUAUUAAUUUAUUGAUGCAUAUUUAUAGAAAGGAGUUUACUGCUAUGGGAGGUUAUCUUACUGAUGCGGGUGAGGUAUUGUUAAACAGAGUUGAGCAUUUUAUUCAGUCUGUUGCUGUUUUUGAACAACAAAUUUUUCAAAAGCGGGUUCGAAUUCAGCAGGCUAUUGAGAAUAAUGAAGAGAGACAUAGAGCUAGAAGAGAAACUUCAGCAGAGGUACCGGCUCCGGUGAUAGACAAGGUUAAAUUGGGAGAGCCUGGAUACACAGAAAGGUAUUAUGCUGAGAAAUUUCAAGUAUCAAAACCAGAGGAGAUUGAUAAAGUCAAAAAGGACUUGGUUUUAAAAUAUGUAGAAGGCUUAUGUUGGGUUUGCCGAUAUUAUUACCAAGGAGUCUGCUCAUGGCAAUGGUAUUAUCCAUACCAUUAUGCUCCUUUUGCCUCUGAUCUGAAAGAUUUAGAUGAAUUGGAAAUAACAUUUUUCUUGGGAGAGCCAUUUAAGCCCUUCGAUCAGCUCAUGGGAACCUUACCAGCCGCAAGCUCCAGUGCUCUUCCGGAAAAAUACAGAAACUUGAUGAGUGAUCCAAGAUCUCCUAUCCAUGAUUUCUACCCUGCUGAUUUUGAAAUUGACAUGAAUGGCAAGCGCUUUGCGUGGCAGGGUGUUGCCAAAUUGCCAUUCAUUGACGAGAAGAAAUUGCUUACGGAGACAAGGAAGCUUGAAAGCACUUUAACGGAGGAAGAGCAGGCUCGGAAUAGCAUAAUGCUUGAUUUGCUUUAUGUUUGUAGUUCUCAUCCUUUGGCAGCACACAUCAGUAUGUACUACCAACUGUGUUAUCAGACCCCCCCACAUGAAAGAUGUUUAUGGAUCAUAGACACAAUUACUAGUGGUGGAAUGAAUGGAUUCCUUUGGUUAUCCGAGAGAAAUGGCGUUAGACAUGUAAUCCCUUCCCCUGUUCAUGGUUAUCCAAACCUUCAUUAUAACCAAGUCUUAAAUGUUACAUAUCUUAACCCCACUCCUCAUACACACAUUCCAGAACCUCCCGAGGGUGUGAUAAUGCCCAGAAAGGUUGUAAGACCUACAGACAUCAAACCAUUCCCUACGUUAUGGCACGACGAAGGUCCUCGACGCCAAGGUAGAGAGAGGCCACAAAUACCUGGAGCAAUUGCUGGAUCCAUGUUGGGAGAAGCAGCUCAUCGACUAGUCAAGAACACCCUUAAUAUUAGACCUAAUAGUUCAUCCUCCGGAUUUUGGGAUCAACCGCCACUACGAAAUUCCGGAAACUAUGCAGGAAAUUAUCCAGUCAACCGACCAAGACCAGCUGGGCCCUCUGGGUAUGAAGGUGGCUUCCGUGAAGAAGCAAAGUACGGAAAUUCCUUCAAUCCUCAGGUCAUGAUGACUAGGCCUAGAUUUCCCGCGUCAAAUGGUAUGCAAGGUGACAGACAGAAUUUUAGGGCACAAGAAAGAGUGCAAUAUCAAGAACAAAGUUUUAGGACACAAGAGAGAGUACAAUAUCAAGAACAGUACCACAACCUGAGAACCGCAAUGUCUAGUUUAACAGUUCAAGGCAGUGUGAGAACCAGGUCACCUGCAGUGGCACCACCGGGGAUGCCAAAUUCAGGAUACCAAGCAAACCAUCAGCACCUGUUUGUGCAGAACAUGGGUGCUCUUCCUUCGCCACCUACCAAGUGGAUUAGCAAAGAACCAACUGGAAAUGGUGGAUUAUAUGUAAGGCAACAGGAAACUGGAUAUGGCGGAGCAUAUGAGCAACCACAGGUCGAGAAGGUCUAUCAAGUUAAGGCGCGCGCUCCCCAGGAUGUAUCAGACCGUGGAGACCAGAGCGGGAGUGAUUCUUCAGGAUUUGUGUGAUGUUGCCUGGCUAUUUGUAAGAGGUGCAGCCACCCAGAUUACUCCAAUCUAGACGCUGCUGAUUCUGGGGUUCUGAUGCGAAACUGAUUUGGCUUCCCUAUGUUAUGGAGUCAGUACCGAAAACCGCAGGUCUGUUUGUUACAUCAAUACAAGAGGAUUUUUCUUCAGAAGCUCUCACAGGUUGUACUAACUGGCUACGGCGGGCAUAUACGACUAACUAUUUCUUACGUAGUUUGUGAAAUAUGCAGUAUAUAGUUGCAGUUUGUUGUCAUAGUUUCAUAGGAAGAAUUUGUGAAGGCGCUUGCCCAAAUCAGAAGUAGGGGUUGAUGUGUCAUUAGCAUGCAGGGGAAUAAUGUUAUGUCAUCCAAAAGGAAUUCGAUGUUCGUCGCUCCGAAAAUAUUUUCUAUUUAUUCGUUCCUUUUUAUA